Molecule: messenger RNA, 1807 nt
Organism: Momordica charantia (bitter melon)
Lineage: Eukaryota; Viridiplantae; Streptophyta; Magnoliopsida; Cucurbitales; Cucurbitaceae
Product: ammonium transporter 2 member 3
Biological process (GO): ammonium transmembrane transport
Cellular component (GO): plasma membrane
Molecular function (GO): ammonium channel activity
Source: RefSeq, a predicted model, not a curated record
AUUAAGUAUAUAUUUAAAAAAAAAACCAUCCUUUGAAAUUUCUACGAUUUUCUCCAACACAUUUGCCCUGAAAUGUUGAACAUUUUAGAAAAGCCACGACAAAAGAAGCCGAGACACUGGGAGAUUAUAUCAAUGGAACAUCACCAAGCCAACGGCCAAAAACGGAAUCAUAUUUAUGAUGCAUCCCUCCCCACAAUUUCAAAGGAAAACAAACAGAUUAAUAUCACUUUCUUAUAAUCAAAUUUGUACCUCCUCUCUCCUUCCCUAUGAGUAACUGUAUGUUCUCGGCGCCGGAGCUCGCCUCCACCGCAGACCAAUCAAUUCCGUACUGGAACAACAAGGCCGACAAUGCGUGGCAGCUCACGGCGGCUACCAUGGUCGGCCUCCAAACUGUUCCGGGCCUGGUCAUCCUCUACGGCAGCAUGGUGAAGAAGAAAUGGGCUGUAAACUCUGCCUUCAUGGCCCUCUAUGGCUUUGCAGCCGUGCUCGUCUGUUGGGUACUUUGGGCACAUCGUAUGGCAUUCGGCGACAGGCUGUUCUGGCUCGUUGGUAAGCCUGGUGCGGCGCUGUCUGAAAGGUACCUUCUUUCACAGUCUCCACAAGGGUGUUUUCCGAUGGCUGACUACGUGUUUUUCCAGUUUGCUUUCGCCGCCAUUACCGUGGUGUUGCUCGCCGGGUCUUUGCUGGGGAGGAUGAACUUUUAUGCAUGGAUGCUAUUUGUUCCAAUGUGGCUAACUCUUUGUUACACAGUUGGGGCCUUCUGUAUAUGGGGGAAUGGGUUUAUUCAGAAGUACCUCAUUGACUAUGCCGGCGGCUAUGUCAUUCAUCUUUCUUCUGGGGUGGCUGGUUUCACUGCUGCUUACUGGGUUGGGCCACGACACUCCCAGGACAGGCAGAACUUCCCACCAAACAACAUACUGCACAUGGUGGGCGGUGCGGGGUUUCUUUGGCUGGGUUGGACUGGAUUCAAUGGAGGAGCUCCGUUUGCAGCGAGUCGGAUAACAUCACUUGCCAUUUUAAACACACAUAUCUGCACCGCAACGAGUCUCUUGAUCUGGGUCUCGAUGGACAUCAUUGUAUACAAGAAAAGCUCUGUGAUCGGCGCAGUUCAAGGGAUCAUCACUGGCCUCGUGUGCAUCACUCCUGGUGCAGGGCUUGUUGAUCCCGUGGCGGCUGUGGUGAUGGGCGUAUUGGCUGGUUUGGUGCCAUGGUACACUAUGAUGGUGCUGCACAGGAGGCUGGCAUUCCUUCAGUGUGUUGAUGAUACCCUGGGCGUCUUCCACACGCACGCAGUGGCAGGUUGUAUGGGGGGUCUCCUUACAGGUCUCUUUGCCAAACCCAACCUCCUGAGAAUGAUGUAUACAGAUACCAUAUACGGUCCCGGCCUUCUGUACGCCAUCUCUGAUAGAAAUCUCAAAGAUGGUCUCAAACAAAUCGGCAUCCAGUUUGCUGGAGCAGUGUUUAUUACCCUUUGGAAUGCCGUCUUCACCAGCAUUAUCUGUUACCUGGUUAGCCUAAUUGUUAACUUAAGGAUGAAAGAAGAGGACCUGGAGAUUGGCGACGAUGCUGCUCAUGGAGAAGAACCCUACGCUUUGUGGGGCGAUGGAGAGAAGAUGCCAUCCUCAUUUCGUCUUCCACACACGCCCAGAUUACCUUCAUUUUGCAGGUGGGAUUAAGUUAAACUAAACCAGAUUUUUCAGUAAUUCUCGUUGCUGCUGCAGUCACCACAGCUUCAGGAGUUUUGAGGCAGCAUUUCUGUAAAUAUAGCUCAUCAACAAGAAAAGAAUAGCUGUAUUCAUUAUUUGUA